Molecule: messenger RNA, 807 nt
Organism: Caenorhabditis bovis
Lineage: Eukaryota; Metazoa; Nematoda; Chromadorea; Rhabditida; Rhabditidae
Source: the annotation of a GenBank genome assembly
AUGAGGUUACUCGUGUUAUGUUCGAUUCUUGGCGAGAUCGCUCGCGCAUGCCUACCGACUCUGAGCCAGCCGAAAUGCGGUUGUUCGAGUUGUCCGUGUCCCGGCGGCGGCAGCUAUUCGUCGUACGCGCCGCCGGCACCACUGCCGCCGGCGCCACUUCCGCCGUUGCCCAGCUAUCACGGACAGUACCUGGACGCGCCGGUGGCCAAUCCGGCGUUCCAGGGAACCGUCCCGUUGAGUUUUUCGAACGACUAUCCCUCAUAUUCGGGCGGUGGCGCGCCGCCGGCGUCAUCGGCGAGCUCGCAAGAGCCACCGUCGAUUUUGAAUCCGUUGCAGUACCUCGAACACGUGCACGUCUCGCAUACGCCCGCCAGCUAUCCGUCGCCGCAACCGCACCAAAUCGAAGUCGAGCCGAGCUCGGCGAUCAUCGCCGAGGAUCCAUACGCGUCCGACAAGCCGGCAGCCGCUUCCGAGCCGAAUGGCAACAUCAAACUUGUCACCUACUAUAAUCAAUAUUGCGCCGGCGAGAAAAUGGCGGUCGGCACGAAGGAGACGAUGGGUUCGGCGACGAAGAAAUGCGAGAUGCUCAAGUGUGUGGCGGCGAAUGUUGUCACCGACAGCGAUGGCACCUAUACGGUCUCCUAUUUGAAAACCGCCAAGAGUCGAUCAAACCGCAAAGGCAAUUAUUGUCUAUCGUCAAAAGAAUUGCCGGUGAAGGGCAAACGAGUGAUUAGGAAAUUCGACGAAAUGCUAGCUUCCGAGGAAGCGGAACGUGUUCGCCGCCUGCUCAAAUCGAAAAGACUCUAA